AUGUACCACGUCCAGAAGGGCCAAUAUUUGGAAGAGUUUCUCUCCUUUUUUCACCGUUCGUGUUUCAACCCCAUUCGCGUCUCGGCGCGCCAUUCAUCAAACCAGCAGGCCAUCCAAUCGCCCCCUCGGCCCUGCACUCUGGCCUCUGAUUCUGACGCUCCUACUUUGCCACAUAUCACGUUAUCUCCAAUGACAUUAACUUCCUCAUCAGAGAUCGUCUCUCAUUCUAGUAAUACCUCUGGUACCUCGCUCGAUCUCAUGCAGAGCCCUCCUGCCAUUGGCUUGGUUCCUUCUUUGCCUUCAGCUUCCAACUCAGUCUUAACCACAGGAAUCUCAUCUAGUCUUCUCUGCACGUCAGCAUCUGAAAUGGAGAAGAAGUUUGUUUUCGGGACGGGAAGUCAAACCAUGGCCCCCAAUACUUCUGUAGUAUUCAAAACCAGUUCUUCCAGCAACGGGAUAUUAGGACCUCCAUCACAAAGGCGGUCGCCUUCUUUACUAGAGCACCGGCUCCGAGCCAAAGCCUUUUGGAACAACGCUGGUAUCCGCGAACCACUUCAUGGCGCAGGCUUGAAUUUGACUGGGGAUGACUUUAGCUCAGUACGACAGUCUGUACAGAGAGAAUUUUGGCUCGGAUACGGCUAUUUGGAGGACUUUCUUAAAGAUGCAGAAAAAUUCAGACUUGUUUCCAUGGCUAGGGUUUGGGGCUAG
This is a messenger RNA of Protopolystoma xenopodis, 708 nucleotides long. NCBI's taxonomy places the organism in Eukaryota, Metazoa, Platyhelminthes, Monogenea, Polystomatidea, Polystomatidae. The record is from the annotation of a GenBank genome assembly.